Molecule: messenger RNA, 1437 nt
Organism: Theileria equi strain WA
Lineage: Eukaryota; Apicomplexa; Aconoidasida; Piroplasmida; Theileriidae
Product: erythrocyte membrane-associated malaria like protein
Exons: 2
Coding region: 19-1437 (472 amino acids)
Source: RefSeq, a predicted model, not a curated record
AUCUAACAUGAUGGAACAAUGGCCAAUAAUUUUUUAAAAGUGUUGUUGGUGGUACAUUUCAUUGUUGUCCUACGUUCUACGCUCUGCAACAAUAUCGCUUUAUGUACGCAAGAAUCCGCUUCAGAAUUGAUUAAUAAAACAAACUCAAUUCCACUAGAAUAUAUAUCUGGAACAGGAUAUGCUAUAUCUGUUAAAGUAGGCAGUCAACCCCUAUUGUUGGCUCUAAAUUCCACAGUAUGUGGUAUUGUUCUCUUUGAGGACACUAAACAGAUAUGUUUUCACGACGAUUCAAAGCCGUGUUAUAUUCCGAGUGCUUCUACUACCGCAUCUUGGUGCAAUAAUAACACCGUAUGUGUUCCAGGAACAAACAAAUUUUCUUGUGUAACAGUAGCUUCUCCGGACUCUAUAAAAGAUGUCACACCAAUAUAUUUUCACAGUAACGGAUUUAAGUAUGAAUUGCGCACAUUGGAAGGGUUUGAAAAUAUCUCACUGAAGAUAGACCACAAAGAAGGUGGCUAUGACGCCGAAAAAAUCCCGGUGAAACUAGCCAGAACCAUAAAUGUUGGCGAUUAUCCACGCAUACUUAAGAAUGUAGAUGGAAUCUUUGGUCUGGCAGGACUUGAUAUUUGCUGCCGUGGAAAAUCCUUAUGGAACAAUAUUUUAAAUGAUUAUGAAGGAUAUUUUGUAGUUGAUAUCAAUAAGCCUGAUUAUAACAACCCUCAAAGCAAAAUUUACUUGGGACUUGAUAAACUUAGAGACUCCGAAAUAGCUUGGUCGGAGAAGAGACAAUUUGGUGGUAUUUAUAAUAAUGCAUACUUACAAUUUACAAUGUAUAAUUUUACAAUGUGUGGUGUGAACCUGUUCGGGAAAGUAUCUUCGAAUUGGGAAGCUAUCAUAGAUUUAAGUUCGGAGUCUCUUGUUGUUCCGAAAAAUUUUUGGAUCACUAUAAUGACAUAUUUGCCUGUUGACCCUUCUUGCUUUACCCAAGAUAAUAAACCCAAAUAUUGUACGCUAAAAAAGGAUUCAUCAGGUGACUUUCCGCUUCUCCAGUUUAAACUAAAGGAAGACUACCAUGUAAAUUUUGACAAAGUGACAAAUCCAACUAUAACUAUUCCACUGGAGAACUUGUUGAUAGAUGAUGGUGAAUCUUGGAAAAUUUGCAUACUUCCAGACGAAAUCUCUGAGCCAUCCCCCUACACUAUUUCUCCAACAAUAAAAAUUGGAUAUAAAGUUUUGGAAUCUCUAAACAUAGCGAUUGACACAAAAGGAAAUAGGAUAGGACUAAUUAACAAAAACCAGAUAGAUGGAACCUCCAGCAAAUGCACAAAAAAAAUAAGCUGUGUAGGAGAUCAGGUCUAUGAACCAGCACUGAAUGUUUGUGUCGACCCGUAUUGUAAUGUUUGGCUUAUGAAACGGUUAAACAAAGAGACUGGGUAA